AUGCGCUCGUUCGCUACAGCCCUCCUGACGGCUGCAAUCUCAUUCGAAGGGGUAUUCGCCGCAGAUCCGCUCGUACAUGUCCGCAACGGAACCUACACGGGAUUGCAUCUGCCGCAAUUUGGACAGGACCUGUUCCUGGGUAUUCCCUACGCUCAGUCUACCGACGGCCAGAACCGUUUUCGCAUCCCGCAGCCUUUGACUGCCACUUGGAAUGGGACACGGGACGCCAAGUCGUAUGGCCAUGCUUGCCCAGACGCCGAUCCUGCCGACGAUGCGAUAUAUGGGAUGAGCGAAGACUGUCUGAACAUCAACCUCGUACGCCCCAGCGGUCAGACGUUGGCGCGCAACGGAACUAAGCUGCCGGUCAUGUUGUGGAUUCACGGCGGAAGCUACCAGCAGGGGACGAGCGGCCUGUCCAACUACAACCUCACGUGGAUUGUACAGAGGUCCGUGGAAAUCGGCUCUCCCAUCAUUGGCGCAAGCAUCAACUACAGGAAGGGCGGGUGGGGGAACAUGUACUCGAUUGAAAUCCAGGGUUCGGGAAACACGAACCUCGCGUUGCGGGACAUGCGCCAAGCACUGGCAUGGAUCCAAGAGAACAUCGUGGCUUUUGGAGGAGACCCUGACUCUGUAACCAUCUGGGGAGAAUCAUCGGGGUCCUUUGCAGUAGGCCAGCUACUGAUGACGUACGGCGGACGCACCGACGGCCUUUUUCAUCGGUCCAUCCAAGAAAGCGGCAGCGCAGCAACAGCGUGGUACAACGGGAGCGAGUGGUACCAGCCCAUAUACAACAAAAUCGUCGACCAGGUCAACUGCAGCUCGGCCGUCGACACCCUUGCCUGCCUCCGCACCGUCCCCUACGCCACCCUGUACCCCUUCAUGAACUCGUCCAUCGUCGGCGGGCCGGGCUUCUAUCCCACCGUCGACGGCGACAUCAUGCCCGCCUACCCGACCGAGCUCCUGCACGCCGGCCGCUUCGCCCACCUCCCCCACCUCUACGGCACCAACUCGGACGAGGGCAGCGACAACGCGCCCGCCGACGGCUCCAUCAACACCUCGGCCGACCUCCGCCACUUCCUGCUCCACCGCACCGGCUUCGGCUUCCCCCCCGCCGCCGUCGACCGCAUCCUCGCCCUCUACCCGGACGACCCCGCCGCCGGCAUCCCGCUCGACACGGGCCCCGCCCGCUUCCCCGCCCUCGGCUGGCAAUACAAGCGCGCCGCCGCCAUCGUCGGCGACGUCUUCUACCACGCCCCCCGCCUCGACGACGCCCGCCACUACGCCCGCUGGUCCCCCGACACGUACGUCUACCGCUUCAACACCCGCGCCUUCGUCCAGAACGCCACCACCACCGAGAACGCCACCUACCUCAACCCGGCUUUCUUGCCGCCUGCCUACAAGGGCGUCGCGCACUUCUCCGAGGUGGCGUUCGUGUUUGGGAAUCCGGACAACGUCGGGCCGUGGGCCGAGUACCGGCAGUUGAGUAGGAGGAUGAGUGACGCGUGGAUCAGGUUUGCGUGGACGGGGAGGCCCGAGGGGGAGUGCGAGUGGCCGAGGUAUGGAGAGGGAGAGAAGGGAUUGAACAUGGUGCUGCAGACCGAGACCCAGGGCGGGUGCUACGUCGAGGAGGAUACGUACAGAUUGGCGGGACGAGAGUACCUGACCGAGUGGGCAAGAAGAAGGCACGUCUGA
Molecule: messenger RNA, 1692 nt
Organism: Diplodia corticola
Lineage: Eukaryota; Fungi; Ascomycota; Dothideomycetes; Botryosphaeriales; Botryosphaeriaceae
Product: extracellular lipase
Exons: 4
Coding region: 1-1692 (563 amino acids)
Source: RefSeq, a predicted model, not a curated record